Messenger RNA from Corvus hawaiiensis (hawaiian crow), 5202 nucleotides. It is a transcript of the gene DCLK2, whose product is annotated as doublecortin like kinase 2. Lineage: Eukaryota; Metazoa; Chordata; Aves; Passeriformes; Corvidae. Gene Ontology annotation, molecular function: protein kinase activity; ATP binding. Gene Ontology annotation, biological process: intracellular signal transduction; protein phosphorylation. The record is from RefSeq and is a predicted model, not a curated record. The coding region runs from base 114 to 2435 and encodes 773 amino acids. The transcript is spliced from 17 exons.
CCGGCGAGAGCUGCUGGGCGCGAUGCUCAAUUAGGCGGCCUGAGCCCUUGCGAGCGCGGCGGGCAGGCGUAGCAGCCCGUAGCGGAGCUGGGAGGGCGGGCAGGGGGCUCCCCAUGGCGAGCAGCCGGAGCAUCGAGCUGGAGCACUUCGAGGAGCGGGACAAGCGGCAGCAGCGCUCCGGGCCGCGGCGCGGAGGCUCCGGGUCCGGCGGCGGCGCGGGGCCGCGGGGCAAUGGGCUGGUGCCCAGCCCGGCGCACAGCGCCCACUGCAGCCUCUACCGCACCCGCACCCUGCAGGCGCUCAGCUCCGAGAAGAAGGCGCGCAAAGCCCGCUUCUACCGCAACGGGGACAGGUACUUCAAGGGCUUGGUGUACGCCAUCUCCCCCGACCGCUUCCGUUCCUUCGACGCCCUCCUGGUGGAGCUCACCCGGUCCCUGUCGGACAACGUGAACCUGCCCCAGGGGGUGCGCACCAUCUACACCAUCGAUGGCAGCAAGAAGCUCACCAGCCUGGACGAGCUGGUGGAAGGUGAAAGCUAUGUGUGUGCAUCCAAUGAACCAUAUCGCAAAGUUGAUUACACCAAGAACGUGAACCCGAACUGGUGUGUGAACAUAAGGACUGGGUCCAGUCGGUCCUUGACGUCUUUGACAUCCACAAGGAGCGAAGUGAAGGAGAGUAAAGAUUUCAUUAAACCCAAGUUAGUGACUGUUAUUAGGAGUGGAGUAAAGCCACGGAAAGCUGUGAGAAUUCUGCUGAACAAGAAGACUGCUCAUUCCUUCGAACAGGUCCUGAAUGACAUCACCGAAGCCAUUAAAUUAGACUCGGGUGUAGUCAAGAGACUUUGUACACUGGAUGGGAAGCAGGUAACAUGCUUGCAGGACUUCUUUGGAGAUGAUGACGUCUUCAUCGCGUGUGGGCCGGAGAAGUACCGGUAUGCUCAGGAUGACUUCGUGUUGGAUCACAGUGAAUGUCGUGUUAUGAAGUCUUAUUCCCGCUCCUCUGCCAUGAGGCACACUGCGUCCAAAAGUCCAGGACCUUCACGUCGGAGCAAAUCCCCUGCCUCAGUAAAGAGGGGUGGCCACUCCAGUGCUCAUUCUUCAGCAAAAUCCCCAGUUAAUGGAACCCCAAGCAGUCAGUUAUCCACCCCAAAAUCUACAAAGUCCUCCAGUUCUUCACCAACAAGUCCUGGCAGCUUUCGUGGACUUAAGAUCUCCCCACAUGGUGGAUCUUCUUCCAACGUGAAUGGUGUACCUGAAUCACUCCGUUGCCAGAGUCCUGAAGGCUUGAAUGGAAACAAGUUCUCAGGGUCAUCUACCAUUCUUGAGAAGUACAAAGUGGGGAAGGUGAUUGGUGAUGGCAAUUUUGCUGUUGUAAAGGAGUGUGUGGAACGAUCCACAGGAAAGGAGUUUGCCCUGAAGAUCAUAGACAAGGCCAAGUGCUGUGGGAAGGAGCACCUGAUUGAAAAUGAAGUGUCUAUUCUGCGCCGAGUGAAGCAUCCAAACAUCAUCAUGCUCAUAGAGGAGAUGGACACCCCCACAGAGCUCUACCUGGUGAUGGAGCUGGUCAAGGGAGGAGACCUAUUUGAUGCCAUUACUUCAUCUACAAAAUACACAGAGAGAGAUGGGAGUGCCAUGGUCUACAAUUUAGCCAGUGCUCUCAAAUAUCUUCAUGGUCUCAACAUUGUGCACAGAGACAUCAAGCCAGAAAAUCUUCUGGUCUGUGAAUAUUCGGAUGGAACCAAGUCUUUGAAGCUUGGAGACUUCGGACUGGCGACAGUGGUCGAAGGCCCUUUGUACACUGUCUGUGGGACACCCACCUAUGUGGCUCCAGAAAUCAUUGCAGAGACAGGGUAUGGCCUAAAGGUGGAUAUUUGGGCUGCAGGUGUGAUCACCUACAUCCUGUUAUGUGGAUUCCCACCUUUUCGCAGUGAAAACAACCUUCAGGAAGACCUCUUUGAUCAGAUACUUGUUGGGAAGCUGGAAUUUCCCUCUCCCUACUGGGAUAACAUCACUGAUUCAGCAAAGGAGUUAAUUAGCCUGAUGCUACAUGUGAAUGCUGAAGCCCGGUACACAGCAGCACAGAUCCUAAGCCAUCCCUGGGUGUCAGAUGAUGCUUCCCAGGAGAAUAAUAUGCAAGCUGAAGUAACAGGUAAACUGAAGCAGCACUUUAAUAACACCCUACCCAAGCAAAAUAACACAUCUGCUGGGGUUUCUGUCAUCAUGAACACAGCUCUAGAUAAAGAGAGUCAGAUUUUCUGCAGCAAGCGCUGUCAGGACUCUGGUAGAGCUGGAAUGGAGAAAAUGUCUGCAAUUGCUGCUGCAGCUGCUGAUCCUCGUGUGGCUGGGUCUGAGCCCCUCCUCCCUGCUGCUCCUGAGCCACUCCAGUCCCCCACACUGCCUUCUCCUGAGCUUGCUGGGGAUCAGCCUGGUGCGUAGGACUGGGGAACACAAAUCCAACUGAAGCUCCCCACACUCUGGCCACAGUUUUCUUCAUUUCCCAUGACUGUUUUCAGUUUGUGUGCACCUCUUGUGGUGAGCCCCAGCCAGGUCUGAUCCUCUCCCUCACAGCAGGUGAGCAAACCACAUCUUGGGAACAGCAGUAGGGGAAAGACUCUGGCAAUGCUAGGUGGUUUUUUAAGUUCUUUGUGUUAAUUAUUAACUCCAUUUCACACAGCCUUGGGCUCUAAAUAGACUAACUUAUGGUGUAGCUAACCAUAUUUUUGUAUGAGCAGUGAGGUGGGGAACAGGUACCUGGCCUCGCCUCCACCAGCAGGCCCCAUUCUGUUCUUCUGAUGGGAAUUCUCAGAAAAGUGGGAGAGGCAGUCAAGGGAAGAAAACUUCUAUUUGCCUUCUAUUCCAAUGCCUCUAUUUUUAGCCAAGUUUCUACUAAACUUGAAGAGGCAAAUUUUCAUGAAGAAUUUUUUUAGUGGACUAACUGUAAAAUAUCAUGAGACAAACAUUUGGAGAUAGAGAGGGAAGGAUGGUUGUUCUCCAUCAAGUUUGUUAUCUGACUUGCAGGCAGGGUAGUGUUUAGAUAAUAUGAAUUUAAAUAAAGUAACUUGGGAUGUAAACAUGAGCAGUGGACAUAUAUUUGUUACAAAGACUGGAGUGAAGGAAGCCUUUUUGCUUUAGCCAUUUUCUGUCCCAUCCACACCUUUCUCCAGGGUCAGACUACCUGUUAGAUAAAAUAAAAUUACUUUGGGCCUGUGAAGGGAAAGCCUGCUGCAUGUUUUCUAAGCUAUGAUGAACUGAGCAGCUCCUAAUUCUAGGACAAGCUGAUAGAGGAGCUGCCAUCACUAGCCAUCAGAGGUUUGUCAGUGCUAUCUCUCCCUAUUCACCUGGUGCAGGCACUGGAAACCAGGAUUGGGAAGCAGCUCUCCUUAAUCUGCAGUCACAAAAUAGACGAGGUUUUAUCUUUCCCAUAAUGCUUAGUUCAAUAGAGUAUGUAUUCGGCUUAAUCCUUUUUCUUUGCUCGUUCUUAUGAAUUGGUCAUAGCUCAUUUUUUCUCUUAGCUAUACUUUCUACUAGAAUUGUAAAAGAAAGACCUGCAAUAAACUUUCUUCAUUAAAAAAAAAACCAAAACACAAAAUGUUAUUCAUUUCUUUGGGAGCUCAGUUAUUUUGCCAGUGAAACUGUUGUCUUAUUCCCUCUGGAGAGACUGAACAAUUAGAUGCCUACCAAAACAAUUUAAUAGAAUUAAUUUGCGGGACUCCCAUAAACUGCAUUGUUUUAAAGUUCAUUGAUUCCUAUGAAAGACAUGAAUAAACAUGGUUGCUUUACCUUUUGAAGAACAUUUAAAGAUCAGAAAGUGCAAACUGAUGGUAGCUGAAAGAUGUGCAACAUCUUGGCAAAAAAAAUAUUAAAGGUAGGAAACCAUGGCAUGUAGUAAACUAUGAUAAAAAGGUUGGGCCACAACCAAUCCUUGUUAAUUAACUUUGUUGUGGGUUCCCUGGAGUAAGUUCAAUAUACUUGAAGAGUAUGGGAAUAGCCUUUGUGUAAAAUAACUUGUAUUUUGGUACAGUGCAGAAAUACAAAGCUUACUCAGAAGGGAAACUGGUGAGAGUCUGUAGCUGGCUGCCUGUGUGGUUGGUGAUUUCUGCAACAAGUCUCAGACUCAGCCAAAGAAAGGAUGUGGAAUUUCAGGUGGAGCAGGCUAACCAGCCUCCACAGCAAAGACAGGGAGCCCCUAAAAGAGCUGAACUGAGAGACCAGCAGAGAGGGAACAUCAAACAAAUAAUGAAUACUGGGUUAAGUUUCUGGUUUUGCAUCUGUAACAGAGAGGAUCAUCACUUGCCUGGUCAGCUGCCAGUUCUAAGCAAUUGCCUUUUCUCAUGGAAGAAGAAAGUGAAGACAAAUACCCUGACUUCGUGUCCUUAAGCUCAUGAUUUACCAACAUCUAAACAUGCUUAGACAAGACAAAGCAGAGGCAGGUGCCAAAAUGCCUAUUUAAAAAGAGUGCUGCCAGCUGGGAAAGAUGAUCAUAUGGCCAGAAAUCAGAUAAAAACACAGCUGAGAAAGUCCUCAACUCUUUGUGUGACCUUGGCAAAAUUCUAGCACUACUCCAUGCCUUAAAAUAGCUCCACGUAAGUUCAGUCUGUGCAUAGGUGCAGGAGGUAUCACACUUUAACAUAAAAAUAAAGACCUGCUGGUUAACACUAAAACAUUUAAUGAAGGUUCCUAAGUAUCACAUGUGGUUUCUUACCUGCUGCACUUUCAUUUAGUCCUUCUCUUAUUGUAGAGCCACCAGCUGCUGCUGGGGAGAAGGCAAAAAUAGUUCUGGUUCACAAUUUCUUUCCUGUUACAAAGGGAAAGAAACCAUUACAGAAACUGUAAACAAGUUACACAUUUCUCAACAAGGACUGUUACAAACACUCCACAGUGACAGCUCUACUGCUACCAUGCCUACAUUUUAAAAAAUGAGUUACUAAAAAACCCAAUUUUUUUAAUUAUCCUUGGUCUUUUUAGGUCCUUUGAAGGUGGGUACUUGUCACAGUAGCCCAGUGGAGCCAUUCCUGCAGUUCUAGAUUUAAAAUCCCCAGGACUGAAUCCUCUCCUACUGUAAAUCAGCACAUUACAUCCACUGGAUUCCCAUCAAUAUUUACCCUUACAGACCAUUGCCCCCAUUCUGGAACAUCAAAAAUUAUUUAAAAUAAUUGUCAAAAUAUAUUAAUAAAGAUGAUGUUUAAUGAUGAUGUUACUUCCA